AUCCGUUCCAAACCCCCAGUCCUGUGUCGGGGAGCCAAUUCUGGCAAGGUAAAGACUGGGCGGGAUGGGGGCGUCGCGGCUGGCGUCUGCCCGCCUGCCCACCCACCCGCCAGCAAGGCCACCGCGGUCCUCGCUGGGAGAGGUAGGUGUGGCCAAUGUGCAGAAGGGGCUGGGAGGACCAGGGGGUCACGCGGCAUGGGCAGAGCGAGCUGCACCCGCGUGCGCCCGGGGCUGGUGCGGGGCUGGGGGCGAAGGGACCCGGCUCUCGGUGCGCGGUGUCUGGACCUGUGCGCGUGCGUGCGUACCCUUCACGCGGUGGGGAACUGACUCAAAGUCAAACACACCCAGGCUUUGCCUCCCUCCGGUUGCCUGCUGGAGAGGACACACUUGCAGACAAAGCUGGGCUUCUCCUGUAGUCCAGCCGCUCCUGAGCCUGAGCCUGGGCCCGAACCACUGUUCUCAGACCUGGGGACCUCAAGUUCUGUCAGGUUUAGGGCUAUGGAUAGUCUCCCUUCCCAUCUGCUGUUCCUGCUGGCUCUCGGAACUUGAACACAUGUCCAGUCUGGGGAACCAGAGGCCCGUGCUCCCCUUUCCUCCCCACCGAUGCCACCUCAUGAGGGCAAGCAGGAAGGAAGUCCCGAGUGGCCAAUUAGUGACUGACAGGUAAGAACCAGACACUGUCCUGAAUUCUGGCCCUGGCCUUGGUGAAGUUUCAUAGAGGCAGUGGCAGUCAGGUGUGAUGGAGAGGAUCUGGGGAGCCAGAAGUCAUAAGGCACAGGACAGUGGAGACAUCUGUCACCAUCAAGGAUUCAAUUUGAAAACCAGAAGGCAAAUCCUUCAUCGUAGACUGCUCAUGGAGAGGUGAGAUCGGGACAGAGCGGGGAUUGUUCUGUCUUGAGAGACCAGAAACCUCACCUUGCCAGCUCGGGCCUGGGCAUGGACAGCGGGAACCCCGAGACCACAAGUGCCCACCGGGCCUGACACAGAUGAGUGGGCACGGCUCUGGUUCUCCUCAAGGUUCCCUGUCAGCCCUUACCCUGCUCAGGAGUGAGUGAGAUGGGAGUCCUGUCCUGCUGCCCAGGAGAUGGCUCUCCUCUUCAGCUUUGGCUCCUGUUGAUUUAGAAUCUUUAAAGGUGCUGGCCCACUCCCAAAGCCUUGAUGACCUGAGUUCCAUCCCUGGGAACCACAUGGGCAAGGACUCCUGAAGUUGUCCUCUGACCUCCACAUUCUCUCUCUCUCUCUCUCUCUCUCUCUCUCUCUCUCACACACACACACACACACACACACACAAUAAUAAUAACAAAAAUAAGAAAUCUAAAACAUAAAAUCAGACUUUAAGAUUCAGUCAUGGUAAUCAGCAAGACCCUUUACAGACCCAGCAGGGUACUCCCUGGAGCACAGUAUUGGGGUGCCUGAUGGGAUUCCUGGGCGGGAGGCAUUACCUCCCAUCGUGGUUAGGGAAGGAAAACUGAAAGUCUUAGAGAGGACGGAGCACAGUGUGGGUUCAGGUCCCAACAUCAUCUGCACAUGCCCCUGCCCUGCCCUGAUGACUCCCGCUCUGCUGCCCAGGAGGUCCAGGGGGGAUGUGCAAAGAUAUUUCUACUGAUUUUCAUCUUCUCCUCCAGUUGCCAUACCUCCUAACAUAGGAAUGUAUUGGUACAGUAAUCUAGCAUGUAACCGAUACACUUAUAAUUUACAUCUAAAUUACAUAAGAUCAUUAUAUAAGAUAGAAUUUAUAGUUCACAUCUGUGCGUGCACACCUCGACUCUGUCUUUUACUGGAAAGAGUGUAACGAGAGAAGAGUUCAGAGGGUUGCCAGAGGGAUUGAGGGAGCCGGGGUCACACGCAUGCUCUGCUCUCCCGGGCUUUCCACAGCCAGGCCUCUUCCCUUCUCUUCUCUCAAUGGCUCUGUUGUGACAGCGCAGUCCCCCAGCCUCACAGGCUCUGUCACUGAAGAGUCCUGCAUCCUUUCAUGUCAGCAGCCUCGGCAGAUGGCUGAGGGCUCAACCUUCUCCAGCGCCUGCAAGUUCAGAUACCUCCCACGGCCACGCUCCCUCUCUCCAGGACUGAGCUUGAACUCAGGGCCUUGGGAUGCGAGGUAAGCACUCUACCACUGAGCCUCUUCGACACUCUCAUUAGGUUUCCCAGGCUGGCCUCCAGCUCUCUCUGUAGCUCAGCCAGGCUUUGAACUUGAGAUCCCGCCCCGCCCCUUCCCCAGUGACUUACAGGUCCUUGUCAUUGGACCAGGCCCCAGGUCUUCUGUGAAGCUAUCCUUGAUGUUUGCCACGCCCCCAGUGCUCUGCAGGUGCCGUUAACACUGUGGAAGUAACUCACUUAACCUGAUCACACUGCCUGCCCUUGAAGCUGAAACCCAGGCAGAACUGAAGGCUCUUAAUAGAACAUUCUGGACAGGCGCUCAGAGCCAUCCCGUAUGCCUUGAAGGAGGUUGGCUUACUCUGCCACUAGAGGGGAGAUCUUGGGCCUGGCGAGUUUAAUCUCUCUUCACAAGGUCAGUUCUGCUGACUCCACUAAUCAGCUUGAACCUCCUAAUCCGUGCCCAGGAACUUCAGGAAACACAGCGGGUGGCUUGUGAGAGGUGGCCGGGGCCAUUGAGGCCCCUCACCUGGGCCUUUCUUCUGUAGAGUUGGUCUUCAGGGGGGAUGGGGCAGCUGAGCCAUGUGCACCACCCUCUUCCUGCUCAGCUUGGCCAUGCUGUGGCGCCGCAGAUUUGCCAACCGGGUGGAACCGGAGCCCAGCGGAGUGGAUGGGGCAGUUGUGGGCAGCAGCUCGGACACAGACCUUCAGUCCUCCGACAGGGAGAAAAAACCUGUGAGGUAGGCCCUCACUUCUUCAGGCACCUCAGCUCUGGGGACUGUAACCCACCGGCCCAGACAGCUGGAGUCCUGGUUCACCCCCUGUCCCAGGAGGAUGUGGUGGGGCUGGAAGCAGCAGCAGGAGGAGGGAGAAUGGGAGAGGCCGUCAUGGAGAAGGCACGCCUUUGGCACCGGUGGAGACGUGGGGAAGCAGAGCUGGAGGUGCCAUUCCAGAAGUAAUGGCAGGAUCCCUAAGCAUAAACGGACCGGUGUGGCCACCAGAAAGACGGUGGAGAUAGAUGGUGGGCAUCUGCUUCAUGCGGUAGUUCUGAAGUUCAGCUGUAAGAACGCAUGUUGAACCAUGAGUCCAUUUCGAUUGGAAUUGGCUCCUAGAGACGUCACCAUAAAAUGUGGUGCAGGCUGAGUCUCGGGGACAGAAAGGGGUGCUACAGCAGCCACACAGGUUAUUGCCCUGUAGUGCCCUGCCGCCACCCUUAAUCUCCCAGAGAGUGUCAUCAGAAGACCUUGGAGUUUGAUCUGCCAAAGUGGCCAGCAGAGUCAAGUGACUGCGAUCACCAUGGGAAGCCUCUGGCAGCUACCGAGUGUUCUCAGUUGGAGGCACCGGGGAGGCAGGUGCUGUGUCUAAAAAAGCAUUUCUCACAGUGGAUUUCCUGAGAAAUCAGGGUUGGGCUUUGUGUUUUGAAGCACAAAUAAACUUUGUAAAAUUUAA
Peromyscus maniculatus bairdii (prairie deer mouse) is the source of this 3543-nucleotide messenger RNA. NCBI's taxonomy places the organism in Eukaryota, Metazoa, Chordata, Mammalia, Rodentia, Cricetidae. The record is from RefSeq and is a predicted model, not a curated record.